GGCCGGAGUAAACUCUAUAGGAGUUGAAAAAACUAUAUAUAGUCCCUUUCUAAACAUAAUUUGCAACCAAGAUUGCAAUGGCUAGUGUUGCCGGUUCUCCGUGUGGCGCAUGCAAGUUCCUCCGCCGAAGGUGCGUCCCCGAGUGCGUGUUCGCACCAUACUUCUGCUCCGACCACGGCCCGACCAUUUUCGCCGUCGUUCACAAGGUUUUCGGCGCAAGCAACUUCUCGAAGUUGUUGUUGCAGCUUCCGGUCCACCAGCGGUUCGCCGCCGUCUUUUCCAUCGCUUACGAAGCUCAAGCAAGAAUGGAAGACCCCAUCUAUGGCUGCGUCUCCUACAUCAUUGCUCUGCAACAACAGGUCUUGAACCUGCGAGCGGAAGUGAUGGAAGCGAGAGCUCUGCAUGCCCAGUACUUGCUGAAUUCAAUGAACGCCAGAACUCCGAUGCUGGGAGGGCCGCCGGCGCCGUUUCCAGCCAUUGAUCAGAACGCAACAACACCCCAGUAUUCCGUUGAUCAUUUCAAUGAUGGAGGGUUUUGGCCACCGGAAAUGUAUACCGGAGAGGAAGCGGUUCCGUUUUCGGCUGAAGGGAGUAGCAUGCAGAGAGAUUCGCCAUGGCACGUGGGUGAACUCCAAGCUUUAGCAUUGAAAAUGACCAAAACUGAGCCUAGCUAGGUUCUAGGCUGGCCUGUUCCGAACCUGAUUGUUUGAGUCUUGUAUUUUAAUA
Messenger RNA from Ipomoea nil (Japanese morning glory), 726 nucleotides. Its product is annotated as LOB domain-containing protein 18-like. The transcript is spliced from 2 exons. The record is from RefSeq and is a predicted model, not a curated record. Gene Ontology annotation, cellular component: nucleus. Bases 78 to 674 code for a protein of 198 amino acids. Gene Ontology annotation, biological process: positive regulation of DNA-templated transcription; hormone-mediated signaling pathway. Lineage: Eukaryota; Viridiplantae; Streptophyta; Magnoliopsida; Solanales; Convolvulaceae.